Molecule: messenger RNA, 483 nt
Organism: Ixodes scapularis (black-legged tick)
Lineage: Eukaryota; Metazoa; Arthropoda; Arachnida; Ixodida; Ixodidae
Exons: 5
Coding region: 1-483 (160 amino acids)
Source: RefSeq, a predicted model, not a curated record
AUGCGUUUGCAACUGUUUAUGCUGACCGUCAGCACCGGCGCAUUUUUGUGCAUUGCUAAUGGUGGCGGACACGAGGCCGAUAAUUCAGUAGACACCACUACAUUUGAUUUACCUGAUGAUUAUCUGGCUUCUAUAGCGAAGAGUCUGGGGCAGUGCAUAUAUCACUACGUCAAGUAUGACGGAAAAAAGGCUACAAUAGGAUGUGCGGCCACCUGUGGACAUGCCAAAACUUCACUUGAAGCUCGUGAUAAUUUGGAUGAGUCCGAAACAAUCCCCCUCGAACUUUCAGAUAACCUUUGCAUUCUCGUUACAGAAAAAAUUACUUGCGAAAACGGAACGGUUAUCCUACAAGGCUACCUGGGAAACUGCACGGAUGGAUUAUGCAACGCGGAUCGAACGGGCCCUCCUAUUACUAUUCUUGACAGUGAAGAGACCGAGAGCCUAGCAGGAAGUGGUGAAGGGGACGGACAUGAGAGGAAAUAA